Lotus japonicus is the source of this 807-nucleotide messenger RNA. RefSeq names its product embryo-specific protein ATS3B-like. The transcript has 3 exons. Gene Ontology annotation, molecular function: protein binding. The record is from RefSeq and is a predicted model, not a curated record. Lineage: Eukaryota; Viridiplantae; Streptophyta; Magnoliopsida; Fabales; Fabaceae. The coding region runs from base 96 to 581 and encodes 161 amino acids.
AGAAUUAUAAAAUGCAGCAAUCUAAAACCAGAUUAUUGCUUUCCUCACAGAAGAAAAAAAGGUUGCAUUGCUGUGCAGGUCACAACAUUUAAACCAUGAAAACUCUGACUUUAAUCUUCACAUUUUGCAUCAUUGUUGCCUUCUCACAAGCAAAGCCAGCAAUAGUCCCUCGGCCUGAACUAAACAAAACCCUCAAGGUGAACCGUACCCAACAAUUACAACAGAAUGAUCAGAGUAGCAGCUGUGCUUACUUGCUGACCAUAAUGACAAGCUGCAUUUCUCCCGCGUAUACAACAGAUCAAAUCAGUCUUCUAUUUGGCGACGCUCAUGGCCAUCAGGCUUAUAUUGCAAGACUAGAUGAUCCUGCAUCAGGGACGUUCCAACAGUGUGCAAUAGAUGUAUUUGACGUAAUUGGACCAUGCUUAGGCAAAAUCUGCCAUCUUUACCUAUAUAGGUCUGGAUCCAAUGGUUGGGUACCUGAAAGAGUGAUCGUGGAUGAUUAUUACUACGGGCCUAUUGCAUUUGAAUACAACAUUGAUAUUCCUGAAGGUGGCGGCUUGGGCUUUAACUAUUGUGGUUAAUCUGUAAAAUGAUUUAUAAACAUAUCUAUAUGAUGAAGAUACCCAAAAAAAACAAGUUAGAAAUGAAGAGAAGAGAUAUAUAUAUAUAUAUAUAUAUAUAUAUAUUAUAAUAAAUGUAAUAUAUGAUGAUAUAAUAAGAAAAGAAAGAUGAGGAGAAAUAUGAGGUGCGUACUUAUGAAGUGUAUGCAUUGUUUAUGUGUCUAAGUAAUUGAAUGAGUUUUCUUCA